Molecule: messenger RNA, 1169 nt
Organism: Dendroctonus ponderosae (mountain pine beetle)
Lineage: Eukaryota; Metazoa; Arthropoda; Insecta; Coleoptera; Curculionidae
Product: cuticle protein 7-like
Exons: 2
Coding region: 756-1091 (111 amino acids)
Cellular component (GO): extracellular matrix
Source: RefSeq, a predicted model, not a curated record
CAGAAAAGCUACAAUUAAGGCCUGGUUUCGCCAUCUACGAUUUAAAUCUUAAUCAUUGUUUAAAAGCGAGAAUAAAAUUCUCAAAAGUGUAAAUGCUGAAACUGUAAUUUUUUCAUAUUUACUUCUGGUAGUUUCGGUUUUCGAGCUUUUGGCAUGUUUCCUUCCAGAAUCCAAGCCACUGGGCACAUAAAACUGCGUACUUUUUGGCAAAAAAGUAGUGAAACCACAGUAAAUCGUACCGAAGAGUUCAGUUGUCUACCUUACAUAGUUGCUGAAAUACAGUGGAACAUUUCUGAAAUGUUUAAUCCCCUGGACUUUGAUGACUGUGUGUUAUGCGUCUACCUUUUUCAAAGAUUAAAAAAUUCUGAGCAAACCUAUUAAAGCAACGGCAGUUUUUAAGAUAAAAAAAACCCUUAAAGAUGAUUAAACUAUUCUUAACCAUUUCUGAGGUAAAAGCGGCUCGAUGGUUUUUUCAAAUUUUAGAUUUUGACUCUGAUCUUAGUAUUAAUAUGCGCGUAAAAUUUUGAAGACAAAUUAAGGCGACAUUUUUUAACAAUAUCGCUCACAGCUGUUGCAGUCCCAAAUUACUGUUAAUUGCACCUUGGCCAGAUUUGAUAAGUGAAAAGUUUUGUGGGUUGGAUUUUGGAACUUUGGGGGCUCGUCUCGUUAGCAUGUCGUAUAAAAAGUCCGACCUAAAGCUCGGAUAAUCAUUCUCAGAUCUGAGUUGAGUUAAUCGCCGUCUCCUCCAGUUCAACAUGUUUAAGAUCUUGGCUUUGGUUCUUUUGGUAAGCGCAGCCCGUGCUGCUCCUCCAGCUUACCAUCAAGCUUAUGAAGAAAGUGGCCCAGCUCAAUACGAAUUUGCCUACGCGAUCGCUGAUCCCCACACUGGUGACUAUCAUUCGCAACAAGAACAUCGCGAUGGUAAGAGCGUGGUUGGCCAAUAUUCGCUUCAUGAAGCCGAUGGUACUGUCAGAAUCGUAAAAUACUCAGAUGAUGGACAUGGUUUUAAUGCAGUAGUAGAAAGACAAGGAAAUCCCUCUGAAGCCUCAGCUGGCUACAAGAAUGUCGCCGUACCUCAAUACCGCUACUAGAAGCCCGAAUUGUUUCGGUUUAAUCUGUUUGUUAUAGUAAUUUAUUUAUUUAUUUGAAUUAAAAGCAUACAAAACUAA